Molecule: messenger RNA, 2716 nt
Organism: Anopheles darlingi
Lineage: Eukaryota; Metazoa; Arthropoda; Insecta; Diptera; Culicidae
Product: transient receptor potential cation channel protein painless-like
Exons: 4
Coding region: 137-2716 (859 amino acids)
Biological process (GO): monoatomic ion transport; transmembrane transport
Cellular component (GO): membrane
Molecular function (GO): protein binding; monoatomic ion channel activity
Source: RefSeq, a predicted model, not a curated record
UUCAACAUAUAAAGAUAUGGUGAAAUGAAGUACGUCUAAAUCGGAUUGUGCGAACACAUCAGCUUAGCUCGUGUAUUACGGUUCUGUAUCGCUAAAGUGGUGCGGUGUUUGCAGCUGGUGUAAAUCUGUUUUACAGAUGGAUCGUUCACCGACCAAAGCUAAUAAAGCUAAAUCCAUAGGUAGUAUUCAGCUAACCCCUAGUGAAAUUGCGAUAAACAUGGAUUCGUCCAGUCGCAAGCAGGUGCGAAAGAAGCGCGAAGAUCUUCAGAAACAAUUGCAAGAUGAGCUGAAAGAGAUCGUGAAGCAGGACCCGGCAAAAGAGGAAAAUGUGACGAAACUGCACCAGUUUUUAAAGGAUAAUCGGUGGAUGGAUUUAGAAAAACUCGUGAAGGAGACUCGAACUUUUGAUUCGCCUAACGAUUUUACGGCGCCAGACAUAAUGAUCGUUAGCUACAAUCAGGUCAAAGCGGUGGAACAUCUGUUUGAUCAUAGCACAUAUACAGAAGAGAAAUUAAUAUACAUCAAGCUCAUCAUAGAGCAUUUCAAAAUUGAAAACCAGCUGUUCGGGAAGCGACGGUACGCUCCAAUCCAUUACGCCGUGGAGACGCUUGACGUAAACUUUCUGCUUUGGUUACUCAAGCGUGACGGACAUGACCCUAUCGACGUUAACUUGCGGAACAAGAAUAAGAAGACGGCGCUGUACAUGUUGUGCGAAGAGUACGACAAGUGCAAGUCGGCGAGUGCGAAUGUACCGGAGCAAGAAAGAAGGAAAGAAAAGUGUGAGAAAAUACUCAAACUAAUCGAACAGCUGUUGCAUGUCGGUGCUGACUUUAACAUAUACAGUAAUUCCAACCAGCUGCCUUUCGAUCUGUUGCUGAAAUACUACAACGAUGAUGCUGCUAUAAAGCGAUUAGUGGAUCACCACCACUCACAAUCGAUAUCAGCUAUUGCAUACAGAGUAGGUCAGGAGAAUGAUUCGCAAGAACGUCUUAUCAAAUUCUAUCGAAAGGAUCAAGGGAACAGACAAGUUCACGUUACAGCGGAACUGCUAGAGUUGUUUCUGCGGUUCGGUGAUUUAGACAGCUUCAAUGAACAUUGGGAGUCAUUUUCUGUCAGUGAAGGUGAGGUAAAGAAGGUAAUCGAGCUGGUACUUCAGGUAGCUGUAGAGCUAAAAUUAAACGAUAUCGUUCACCAGAUUGUUAAGAGUGCACAAUCGUUGAUAUUUGAAAAUAGCGUAGAGAAACCUGAGCUAAAAAAGCAUCGUCUCGAGCUAAAGGAUUUACUGCUGAGCGCAGCUCUGGCUGGAAAUCUUGACAUCAUUAAGCUGCUAAUACCGCUGAUGAAGGACGAUGAGGAACUGGUAAACUACGAUCCUUUACUGGCGCAAACGCUAGAGAAGAGCCAUGCAAACAGGCAAAAACAGAAUGAACACCAAGCACUGCUGAAGUGUGCUAUGUAUCUAAUAGAUAGCAAUUUUGUGUCCCUACACAAAACUACCAAGACCAAAAAUACGCCGCUGCAUCUGGCGGUCAAGUUUGGGUAUGAAAGCUUCGUGGUCAAGCUCCUCGAACGUGGCUGCGGAUCGCUUGGUGUGUGUAAUCAGGCAAAUCUGACUCCGUUGGAGUGUGGAACGUAUAAUUUCUGGAAAGCAUGCUUCGACAAGUUCAUCAAGGCGGACGGUUCCAAACAGGAUUGGAAAUCGAUAGACUUCGAUACGACCUGUUUCACGCCUCCUUCUGCGGAGAGCAAUGCCACAGUAACGCACAGGAGUUGGAACCGAUGGAAGCUUAUUCGAAAAGCUACUGAUGUGGGUGUGCGUGCUCAGGAGCGGGUUGUCGUCACCGAGAUGACUCCCCUGCGUAGGAUGGCAGAGUCCAAAGAGUUGAAGCGCUUGCUUACGCACCCCGUUGUCUAUUCCUUUGUCAUGGUUAAGUGGGUUCGACUGAGUCUAAUCCAUUUGCUAAACCUGCUCCUCGCGAUGGUAACAAUUGGCAGUUUCGGCAUGUACUCGCUGAGCACCUGCAAAGUUGUUAAUCUUCAGAGUAAUAUUUUCGUGCUGGUUCUGAUUGUUUUAGUAUGCUUGUUGACGCUACUUCGCGAAGGAAUGCAACUGUAUCUGCUACCUCGAUCAUAUGCUACGCUCGAGAACUUGGUUGACAUCGUUAGCAUCGUCGUUAUCAUUAUUAAUGUUGCAUCGCUCAGUUGUGAACCAAUCUUGUCAUCGUUUGUGUUGCUAAUCUUUUCUUUGCAGAUGGUGUUUAUGUUGAGUGCGCUACCAUUUAAACGGCUUUCUACAAUAAUGUACAUGUUUAAGACGGUAGCGAUAAACUUCAUCCAAAGCCUGUUGCUCUUCCUUCCACUGAUUGGUACUUUCGUGUUCGCGUUCUAUCUUACGUAUAAUGGCGAAAAAGUAUACGUUCCGAUUACUGAGUCGAAUCAAACGUAUGAGGCCAACGAAACCGCAACAGACGGUGACUUUCACAAAUUUGGCACGAUAAUGAACUCAGUGGUUAAAACAGUGGUUAUGACAACUGGAGAAUUCGACGCGGCAAGCCUGGACCUGAGUGGUGGUAAGGUUUUUCUGUUUUGCGUUUUUCUUUUCACUGCCCCGCUGGUUAUUCUUAACUUGAUGAACGGUUUGGCAGUAAGUGACAUUUCGACAAUCCAGGAGAAGUCCGAGUUGAUCAGCAUAAUGAGGGUACAGAUACUGUUGUAG